AUGGCGGCGCAGCUGUAUUCCGACACGCAGAUAGCAGAGUGCCUGUAUGAGGUGCUCAGCGAGCUGGUGGAGGACGGGUCCAUAGAGGAGAAGCUGGCGGUGGCCACGCUGAACCAGCUGAGCGAGUCCGUCCUGAGUGCGCUGACCAACCAGGUCCCGGCCAAGGCCGACAUUAAGGCCACCCUAUCAAUGUACAAAUACCUGGACAAUGUUUGGCAGUUUGUGAUGACCAACGUGACGUUCAGGCUCAACCCCCAGGGCCAGGGCUCCCUGCGCAAAGCAGCCGAGCUGAAGGCAGACAAGCUGAAGCUCAUCUGCGUCGACGCAAAGCUGGCCACGGCAGCUCAGCAGGACGCGGGCGCGGGCGCGGGCGGCUCCUGA
Molecule: messenger RNA, 381 nt
Organism: Monoraphidium neglectum
Lineage: Eukaryota; Viridiplantae; Chlorophyta; Chlorophyceae; Sphaeropleales; Selenastraceae
Product: Transcription initiation factor IIA subunit 2
Exons: 4
Coding region: 1-381 (126 amino acids)
Biological process (GO): RNA polymerase II preinitiation complex assembly; transcription initiation at RNA polymerase II promoter
Cellular component (GO): transcription factor TFIIA complex
Molecular function (GO): RNA polymerase II general transcription initiation factor activity; TBP-class protein binding
Source: RefSeq, a predicted model, not a curated record